Molecule: messenger RNA, 2047 nt
Organism: Galeopterus variegatus (Sunda flying lemur)
Lineage: Eukaryota; Metazoa; Chordata; Mammalia; Dermoptera; Cynocephalidae
Gene: NAGLU
Product: N-acetylglucosaminidase, alpha
Exons: 6
Coding region: 1-1887 (628 amino acids)
Source: RefSeq, a predicted model, not a curated record
AUGGCGGGACUUGCCCCAGCUCACACUGCUGCCCGCAGGUACCGCUAUUACCAGAAUGUGUGCACGCAAAGCUACUCCUUCGUGUGGUGGGACUGGGCCCGCUGGGAGCGAGAGAUCGACUGGAUGGCACUGAAUGGCAUCAACCUGGCGCUGGCCUGGAGUGGCCAGGAGGCCAUCUGGCAGCGGGUAUACCUGGCCUUGGGCCUGACCCAGUCAGAGAUUGAUGAGUACUUCACUGGUCCUGCCUUCCUGGCCUGGGGGCGCAUGGGCAACCUGCAUACCUGGGGUGGCCCCUUGCCCCACUUCUGGCAUCUCAAGCAGCUUUACCUGCAGCAUCGGAUCCUGGACCGGAUGCGCUCGUUCGGCAUGAUCCCAGUGUUACCUGCGUUUGCAGGGCAUGUCCCCAAGGCUAUCACCAGGGUGUUCCCUCAGGUCAGUGUCACCCAGAUGGGCAGUUGGGGACACUUCAACUGCUCCUAUUCCUGCUCCUUCCUUCUGGAUCCGGGAGACCCCAUAUUCCCCCUCAUCGGGAGCCUCUUCCUACGGGAACUGACCAAGGAGUUUGGCACGGACCACAUCUAUGGGGCCGACACUUUCAAUGAGAUGCAACCACCCUCUUCAGACCCCUCCUACCUUGCCGCAGCCACCGCUGCUGUCUAUGAGGCCAUGAUUGCAGUGGACCCCGAUGCUGUGUGGCUGCUCCAAGGCUGGCUCUUUCAGCACCAGCCCCAGUUCUGGGAGCCUGCCCAGGUCGGGGCUGUACUGGGGGCCGUGCCCCGUGGCCGUCUCCUGGUUCUGGACCUGUUUGCCGAGAGCCAGCCUGUGUACACCCGCACAGCCUCCUUCCAGGGCCAGCCCUUCAUCUGGUGCAUGCUGCAUAACUUCGGGGGCAAUCAUGGCCUAUUCGGAGCCCUGGAGGCUGUGAACCGAGGUCCCAAGGCUGCCCGCCUCUUCCCCAACUCCACCAUGGUAGGCACAGGUAUGGCCCCUGAGGGCAUCGGCCAGAAUGAAAUAGUCUAUGCCCUCAUGGCUGAGCUGGGCUGGCGGAAGGACUCAGUACCAGAUUUGGCAGCCUGGGUGACCAGCUUUGCUGACCGACGGUACGGGGUCUCCCAUGGGGAUGCAGAGGCAGCGUGGAGGCUACUGCUCAGGAGUGUCUACAACUGCUCAGGUGAGGCCUGCAGUGGGCACAAUCACAGUCCGCUGGUCAAGCGGCCAUCCCUGCAGAUGAACACCACUGUCUGGUACAACCGAUCGGAUGUGUUUGAGGCCUGGCGGCUGCUGCUAACAGCUGCUCCCACCCUGGCCACCAGCCCGGCCUUCCGCUAUGACCUGCUGGACAUCACUCGCCAGGCAGUCCAGGAGCUAGUCAGCUUGUACUACGAGGAGGCGAGGACUGCCUACUUGAACAAGGAGCUGGUGUCCCUGCUGAGGGCUGGAGGCAUCGUGGCUUAUGAGCUUCUGCCUGCACUAGAUGAGGUACUGGCUAGUGACAGCCGCUUCUUGCUGGGUAGCUGGCUGGAGCAGGCCCGGGCAGUGGCAGUCAGUGAGGCCGAGGCCCAUUUCUAUGAGCUGAACAGCCGCUACCAGCUGACUUUGUGGGGACCAGUGGGCAACAUCCUAGACUAUGCCAACAAGCAGCUGGCGGGCCUGGUGGCUGACUACUACACCCCCCGCUGGCGGCUCUUCAUGGAGGCACUAGUCAACAGCUUGGCCCAGGGCGUACCUUUCCAACAGCACAAGUUUGAGGAGAAUGUCUUCCAGCUGGAGCAGGCCUUUGUCCUCAGCACACGGAGGUAUCCCAGCCAGCCACAAGGCGACACUGUAGACCUGGCCAAGAGGAUGUUCCUCAAAUAUUGCCCCCGGUGGGCAGCUGGCUCUUUAUGACAGAUUAACCACUGUUGGACUCUUGUGCUCCCCAAACUCCAGGCCAGGGCAGGUUCCUGGGGUCUGGAGCUGGACAAGCAUCACAGGAUAUCCCCAGGCCUGGGAGAAAGACCCAAGGCCUGCUGGUGGGGUCGGGUACAGAGGGCUAGGAGGGGGGUGA